AUGUUAUCUACUUCUCACCAUGACGACGAUGGUGAUCUUAAGCCAGAGCUGGAUAGUCUCCAUGCCGUUAACAAUUGGGGUUUCUUUCAGUUGAUGAACCAUGGCGUGAGCGAGUCGCUGAUAGACAAAGUAAAAGCAGAGGUUGAAGGGUUCUUCAACCUGCCGAUGGAAGAGAAGCGAAAGUACUGGCAGAGACCUGGGGAAAUGGAGGGAUUUGGGCAGGCCUUCGUGGUGUCUGAGGAACAGAAGCUUGAUUGGGGAGAUCUGUUCUACACGACUGUCCUUCCUAAAUAUCUUAGGAAGCCUCAUCUCUUCCCUUGGCUCCCUCUCCCACUAAGGUUUGUCGAAACAUUGGAAGAAUAUUCAGCAGCACUCAAGGCGUUGUCAAUGACCAUUCUCGAUCUAAUGGCGGAAGCUCUGAGGAUGGACCAGGGCGACAUGAAGGUGUUGUUCGAGGAAGGGUGGCAGAAGUUUCGAAUGAACUAUUAUCCUCCAUGCCCGCAGCCGGAGCUGGUGAUGGGCGUCAACUCUCACUCCGACGCCGCCGGUCUCACCAUACUGCUGCAAGUCACGACCGAAACUCAGGAUUUGCAUGUUAUGAAAGACGGUAACUGGGUUCCUGUUGUUGCUCUCCCAAAUGCGUUCAUCAUCAACAUUGGCGACACUCUGGAGAUAUUGAGCAAUGGGAUGUACAAGAGCGUCGAGCACCGGGCCACCGUCAACUCCGACAAGGAGAGGAUUUCGUUCGCCACUUUCGUGAGCCCAAAGCUGGAUGGGGAUUUGGGCCCGGCCCCUAGCCUGCUGAUUAAUACCCAAGCCCAACCAAAGUACAGAAAGAUCGGCGUCGCAGACUAUUUUAAAGGCUACUUCCGCCGGGAACUCGCCGGCAAAUCUUACGUCGAUGUCAUGAGGAUUCUGCCAACAUUAAUUACUCCAAAAGCAGGCCCGGCAUGA
This is a messenger RNA of Linum trigynum, 954 nucleotides long. The record is from the annotation of a GenBank genome assembly. Lineage: Eukaryota; Viridiplantae; Streptophyta; Magnoliopsida; Malpighiales; Linaceae.